Prorocentrum cordatum is the source of this 408-nucleotide messenger RNA. NCBI's taxonomy places the organism in Eukaryota, Dinophyceae, Prorocentrales, Prorocentraceae. The record is from the annotation of a GenBank genome assembly.
AUGCUGCUGGGCGCCUUCUCGGAGCUGGGCUUUGCCAGCCCGCUGCUGCGCGCCGCCCUGGAGCACGGGCUGCUGCGCACGGCGCCGGAGAUCCCCGCCGGGGCGUGCCGCCUGGCGCUGCGCGGGGCGCUGGACGUGGGCAUGGGGGUGCGCAGCGCGGCCGUCCGCGCGCUGCUCAGGCGGUGCACCAGCGAGCUGCCGCAGGUGCCGAUCGAGGAGCUGGUGCCACUGAGGGAGCUGGACGAGGUCGUGCGCGCCAGGGCGGAGGAGGAGGUGCUCGGCCUGUCGGAGGCUGCCGCCGGGGCGCUGAGCGCACUGGCCCGGGUGGAGCGCGUGCCUCUGGAGGUGCACCUGUUCGGGGAGGCGGUGGCUAUGAGGUCCAAGCGGGCCAACUGGAGCUUGGGCUGA